Messenger RNA from Colletotrichum lupini, 543 nucleotides. RefSeq lists its product as uncharacterized. The coding region runs from base 1 to 543 and encodes 180 amino acids. Lineage: Eukaryota; Fungi; Ascomycota; Sordariomycetes; Glomerellales; Glomerellaceae. The record is from RefSeq and is a predicted model, not a curated record. The transcript is spliced from 7 exons.
AUGCCAGUUAACAUCAUAAAAGUCGAUUCGUCCGGCACUAGGUCGACUAGAAUGACGAACAAGGCGUCUGAUGUCCCUGGGAGGUUUCGGGUGGCGUCAGGUAUCCGCUACCAUCAUCUGCCGUUAUCAAACCUGAAAGCGCACUUUCUCCAGAGGAGCUUCUCCCACCCUUCUGCUUUGGAAUUUACAGAUCUUGUGUACUGUCUAGUCGUAUGCAUAGAUAUGCUCGGUGGCAUAUCUCUGGCGCAAUCCCACAAGAGCCGCUUGAGUUUUGUCCGGGGGCGAUUACACUGCUUGAAGGCACUUUUUCAAAGCAUAUUUGACGGCAUACAAGUUCGAUCACAGGGCGAGCUCAAGAAGUCAGCAGAAAGAGAAUGUACUCAGCGCAGCUGGGAGUGUUACUUUAAAACUCAUCUUCAUGUCAACACGAAGCACCUCAAACGCAAGGAGGCAUGGUACAACCAGAGGGGGUGUGGGGGACCGACACAUCAGAGUUGGCCAUGGUCAGCCUCAUCAUACUCAAUCAAUGGCGAGAAACGUUAA